Molecule: messenger RNA, 3262 nt
Organism: Girardinichthys multiradiatus
Lineage: Eukaryota; Metazoa; Chordata; Actinopteri; Cyprinodontiformes; Goodeidae
Gene: stk26
Product: serine/threonine protein kinase 26
Exons: 12
Coding region: 319-1527 (402 amino acids)
Biological process (GO): protein phosphorylation
Molecular function (GO): ATP binding; protein kinase activity
Source: RefSeq, a predicted model, not a curated record
UUUCUGUCGCUCCUCCUUCAGAGAGGCAGUAACCAGCUCGUCAUCCUCGUUUGUUUGCUCAACAGCAUUUUUUUUUUUCCCCCUUUGCUGCUGAGCUCUGUGUGUCACACUUUGAGUUUUGGAGUUUGUUCGUCUCAUUCUGCUGCAGGAAAACCUGUCUGCCUUUCGGAAAUAUUUGCUCACUUCGAAGUCAAACCGGUUUACCCCUUUUAGAGGGAACUUUGAGGGGUGAACCCGAAGAGGAAACACAAGAAAUCAGGAGUUGAAAGAAGAAAGAAAGCAGAGAAGCCAGGAGGAGGAAAAGAGGUCGAAGUAACUAUGGACGUGCCUGGUAUGCAGAGUACCCAGAUUGAUCCAGAAGAGCUGUUCACUAAACUGGACCGAAUUGGCAAGGGAUCAUUUGGAGAGGUGUUCAAAGGUAUCGAUAAUCGCACCCAAACCGUUGUUGCCAUCAAGACCAUAGACCUGGAGGAGGCAGAAGAUGAGAUUGAAGACAUCCAGCAGGAGAUCACGGUGCUCAGUCAGUGCGACAGCCCGUACAUCACGAAGUACUUCGGCUCCUACCUGAAGGGCAGUAAACUGUGGAUCAUCAUGGAGUAUCUCGGUGGAGGUUCAGCACUGGACUUGCUGAAGGCCGGUCCGUUUGAUGAGGCUCAGAUUGCCACCAUGCUGAAGGAGAUCCUGAAGGGGCUCGACUAUCUUCACUCAGAGAAGAAGAUCCACAGAGACAUCAAAGCUGCCAACGUCCUGCUGUCCGAGCACGGCGAGGUAAAGCUGGCCGACUUCGGAGUGGCCGGUCAGCUGACCGACACGCAGAUCAAGAGGGAAACCUUUGUGGGAACGCCCUUCUGGAUGGCGCCCGAGGUCAUCCAGCAGUCAGCGUACGACUCAAAGGCGGACAUUUGGUCGCUGGGCAUCACUGCCAUCGAGCUCGCCAAAGGAGAACCUCCGAACUCCGACAUGCAUCCGAUGAGAGUGCUCUUCCACAUUCCAAAAUCUCCUCCUCCUAUCCUGACAGGGGAUUUCUCAAAGAGCUUCAAAGAGUUUACAGAGGCCUGCCUCAACAAGGACCCCAGCUUUCGUCCCACAGCCAAGGAGCUUCUUAAACACAAGUUCAUUGUCAAACACUGCAAGAAAACGUCCUACCUCAGCGAACUGAUUGACAGGUACAGGCGAAGGAGGGAGGCGGGACACAGCGACAGCAGCUCCGACGACUCAGACAGUGAAUCGAGUAAUAAAGAGAACAAUGAGUCUCCUGAGUGGUCUUUCACCACGGUCCGUAAGAAGAAGCCAGAAGGCAGGAAGGUUCUCAAUGGAACGAGCCAGGACCAGCUGAGUAAAUCUUCUAGUUUGUCCACACUCAUCUCUCCAAUCUUCUCUGAGUUGAAGCUACAGCACAAGGAGCACUCUGAGCAGCGACAGGCUAUUGAAGAGCUGGAGAGAAACAUUCAGGUGGCUGAAAAAGUGUGUCCAGGCAUCACAGACAGGAUGGUCACGCACAUCGUUGCAAGAUAUACAACAAACUGAUCAACAGAUGGACGGUUGGACGGAUUAACAAAAGGAAGUUACUAAGAGACUGUCUCCCUUUACGGUGACGCUGCUGGAUGAUAAAAAUGGAGGAGAUUUGCGGUGCGAUGUCUCCUCCCUGUACACACACGUCUCACACACUAAUAAUGUAAUAUAUACACUGUUUUAUAUAUUUACUGCUCCUGGUUGAGGACAUUUUCCCCCCUUCCAGUUUAAUUUGAAAUAAAGAUGUUUUUGUUUAGUUUUUUUUAUAUUAAUGUGCAGAUCAUUGAGAAAAAAAAAACAUCACGUGCCUUACAAUUGUUAUCUAUAAAAUUUCUAGUGUAAACUUUCACUUUUUUUCAUUGAUUUCAGUUUCAACAAAACUCCUAAAAAUACAAUACAGAAGUAAGUUCUUGUCCAUCAGCAGUAAUAGCCUCUGUUUUUAUUUGUAUGACUUGCUUUAAGUUUGUAUAUGUCUGUAUGUUUGUUUAGUAGCAGUUGAGAUGGAUUUUAUGCCAAUAAAACAUUUGUUUUGAGUUCUCAGUAAUGCUGUUUAAUUACAGUUUCCUAAACUAAAGUUCAGCCAACGUCAGAAUAACCAAUUGUUAUUAACCGCAUUUUUCACAAUCAAGAUCAAAAUGUUACGGUUUAAAUUAGCCUUUGUCAUUGGAGCUGUCCUAAACAUUCAAUGACAAAAACCUGUAACAUAAUUGUAUGAAUUUUGAUAUCUGUGAAUUUAAUGCCCACCUUUUCCCAAGAAGAGUCUAUUUUAAAAACUUAUCAGGUUUAUAAAAUCCAAUAAUUUUUGGGAAGUAACAGAAACCAGCUGAGCUAGGCAGCUAGCAGCAUGCUAGCUAGCUAAUAUGCCUCUCAAGCUAAACAUUAAAUCCGCUAAUGUAGACAAAGUAAAAAGGAUUGGUAUUUGAUUCCAAAACAAUAUUAUUUCAUUAUACUUGGCCAGUUGGAUCCUAUCGUUUACAAUAGAACUGUCCAAAAAAGGAAGAAAAAGAACUUAAAGAAAAAUACAUAAAAGAAACAAAGCUAGUUCUGCAACAGAUUUUUGAGACAAAUUUAUGUCCAGGGUUUUCCACGGGCAGUCAUACUGGAAAAGAAAUCAGGGUUACAAAGUAACUAGUUGUUUUUGGGAGCCAAAGGAAACUAGCCAAGCUAGGCAGCUAGUGGCUUGCUAAACAGUUUGCUAGGUAGCUAAAUUUACCUCUUAAGUUAACUAGCAAAUGUAUUACUGUAAAUGAAAUAAAAGUGUCUAGGUACAAAUCAAUUUUUUUGUUAUUAUUGUUUUGCUUUUCGUGUGUUUGCUUUGGGUUGUGAAAUAAUUAUUUUACUGUCAAACUUUCUUUGUUUUUCGUUAAUCAGGAAGUUGUCCAGAAAGGCAUGUUUUCCAUAGUCAUGGAUAGUCAGACUUUCAGUAUGGACAGUUUGGAUAGAAAUGUUGCUAGAAAAUUAUAUUUUUAAGAAACAGUUCAUGUUAGAUGUUUUAAUUUUUAUUUUACUUAAGAGAGUGAUGGGAGCUGUAAUUAAACACAUUACUGAAGGUUUGUCCCAAAGACACUAUAAAACUUGGUCUCUGUAAAUUUAUAUAUAUAUAUAUAUAUAUAUAUAUAUCAGAAGGGAUUUAACAACGCUGGUUAAAGGGGGAAUUGUAAAAUUGCAGAUGUAAGAUUUUACAGUAACAUAGUUUUUUUUGUAGCAGGACUUUAGCGUUUUAAAUAAAUAUUUAAGUUUGAUUGAAAAA